Plodia interpunctella (Indianmeal moth) is the source of this 6242-nucleotide messenger RNA. RefSeq names its product Leucine-rich-repeats and calponin homology domain protein (gene Lrch). Bases 13 to 2694 code for a protein of 893 amino acids. The transcript has 11 exons. Gene Ontology annotation, molecular function: protein binding. The record is from RefSeq and is a predicted model, not a curated record. NCBI's taxonomy places the organism in Eukaryota, Metazoa, Arthropoda, Insecta, Lepidoptera, Pyralidae.
UUUGAAAAGAAUAUGGCCGUGUUAGGGCCGUGUGUGAGUGUAAAUAUGAAUGGGCACAAUAAUAUUCAUAGCCAGCUAACAAAAUCUCUAGAAAGAAUUUUAGAAGAUGCUUACUUAAGUGGUGAAUUAAAACUUAGUGGACGCAAGUUGAGGGAGUUUCCGAAACCAGUGAAAUAUGACUUGAGUGAUACAGUUAUUGCAGAUUUGUCCAAAAACCGAUUCAGCGAUUUGCCGGAAGAACUUACGACAUACAUAUAUUUGGAGAAAUUGCUGCUCUCACAAAAUAUAAUCAGAAACGUGCCGGAAGCGGUCGGGAAUCUGCAAUCCCUUACGUAUUUAGAUCUCAGUUCGAACCAGCUUACGGAAUUACCUCGCGAAGUAUGCCAAAUGCCACUGCAAGUUUUGCUCCUACAAGACAAUAUACUAUCGACGUUGCCCAAGGAGGUUGGCAAGAUGUCGACGCUGGCAGAGCUGGACGCGUCCAAUAACAGGCUGACGCAAGUGCCUAUGACCCUGGGCGACUGCGCCGGUCUGCGGUCGCUGGACCUGAGCAAUAACCAGCUGGGGCUUCUGCCGCUGCAGAUCACAUACCUCCGGCUGGAGUACCUGGACGUUAGCUGCAACUGCAUAUCUUCAUUACCCCUGGAACUACGCAACAUGACUACUCUCAUCACCCUUAAUCUGGACAACAAUCCACUAGUCUCCCCACCUACUACGAUAUGCAUGCGCGGGCGCGUGCACAUAUUCAAAUACCUCGAAAACAUGGCGAGCAAAGACAACCUACCAGCGCACAGGCGCGUCGAAGAGACCAAACGGACCGCCAAACACAGUUCUUACAUUGGUAGCCCGCCACAGAACCAUCAGAUCUCAUCGGGAAACGCAACCAUAGACUGUUUGAGACACAAGCCGCGCCAUGUUGUGGAUAGCGGGUACAGCACUGAUGGUGUCGACAAGAGGUGGUCUAACGAUGCAGGCGGCGAGGCGGGGGGCGGGUCGGGGCGGUCGACGCCGAGCACGCCGAGUACUCUGUCGCCGGGCGCGGCGCUGUCGCGCGCCACCUCGCUCUCCAGCGACACCCCGCUCGCGACACACACGCCACACCACGCGGGCCCCCGUAUCUCACCUGAAGGGACCUUUUCGAAUGGCGAUGAUAAGAGUAAUCUAGCUCAUCAACAAACCUACAGACAAUACAAAGAAGCUUUAAGACAGCAGCGACAACAAGACAUAUACCGCCCCCGCACGGACCAGUCGUCACCAGAACUCGACUCCUCUCCACAAUCACAGAACCAGAGUCCGGUCCACUCCACAUCCACCCCUCACUCCCCAGUCAACGGUUACAGUAACGUAUCCUCUUAUAACAGAUCCUUAUCUUCCAACUCCACUAUUACCUCAUCUCCUAACUCCUCACAAGUGCCAAACUCCCCCCUUUUACAUUCAACACCUAGAAGGUUCCAACAGAACGGGAACAUAGAGAAAGAAGAAAACAAACGACCAGUACAGAAAGUGGUGCCAUCUAGGAACGUAAACAAGACAUACGCAAACGGGAACAUAGAAUAUAACAGGGUCAACGGCGACAUGUAUAUAAAACCGACGUCUCCAACCAAAUCGCCGACAAAUACAUUAGGGUAUAACAGUAUCGGAAAGUCCAAUAUACCGAGGGUGAAUGGAGACAGUGCAAAGUUACUAACGACAUCUAUGUCGUAUUUGAAAGGUGCCGCGCCGAAACCUCCGGGCAUUUCCAAGAUGGCGUGGAACAAGGACGCAGUGCCAGAUAAAUUAAGCUUUACUAUGAAGAGGGAGUUUGAUAAGCAGAAGGAGGAAGAGGACCUGUUACUUCAGCUGAGGACGAUAAUCGAGAGUCGGCUAAAGCUGUCGCUGCCCAGCCAGCUGGCGCCGGUGCUGGCGGACGGCGUGGUGCUGUGUCACCUGGCGAACCAUGUGCGGCCGCGCUCCGUGGCUUCCGUGCACGUACCUUCGGCGGCUCAGCCCAAACUCACAAUGGCGCGAUGCAGACGAAACGUCGACAACUUCUUAGAGGCGUGCCGGAAAAUUGGCGUCGAAGAGGAAGCCAUCUGUACCGCCGAAGACAUUCUGUCGCUCGACGCGGACGAAGGCGCGGGCGCGGGCGCGCUGCUGCGCUCGGUGCGCGCGCUCGCCUCACACGCCACUCCACUCCGCUCGCGAAACAAUAUCAGAUCCGAUCUAACGCUCGCGGUCGACGUCGACAACGAAAUCGAAGUCAACUACUACAAGCAACAGCUCCGACGAUACUCAGAAGAAAGAUACGUGAGCAAUUUCAACUUCGCCAACAUCGACGAAGCUGAGGAGUAUAUGAAUUAUGAAAAUAACAACACGGAACGAUACUCGCCUGUGUACGAUGAAGGAUUAAGAAAUAGAUGUUAUCAACAAAAUAGAGUGCAAUUCGUCACGCCGUAUUACAAUGUGCUGAAGAGUGAUAAUUUUGAGAUUUACGACACAGAUGAAGUCGACGCGCCUAUAGAAUUACGGCAACAAGUCAUUGUAGAGAAGUACGAUAGAGGGAGGAUGAAUCUCGAUAUACAGUUGAACCAUAACAGGGAUUUGAAUGCAGAGACUGAAAUCGCGAAAGGAAAUGAUAAAACAGUAUUUUAUACUUGUCUAUGUUUGAGCACUUUUGUCGUGUCUACGAUUUUACUAAUUCUAUACCCUUUGUAAAGUGUAUUGUGAAUUUUCUACACGGGCAUGCACUGAUUGUAUGAAUUUGUAGCAGGAUUUAAUACAAAUUAGUUAUUUUCAUGCUGUUUUUAGGAAAAUGUGAGGCUAUUUGAAGUGGUGUCAUCCACUGUUUCUGGGUAAAAAUUAAAAUCAUGCCAUGUUCAAAAUUUUUGUCAGAUAAAAAUAUAUUAAGGAUAACGUUUGAUAAGUUUUAUCACAUUUUCGCUUGAAAAUUAAGUGUACCUUAAAAAAAAAAACUGACAGAAACUAUUUGCAAAUUACCAGUAUUGCCUUAAUUACAGUGUGACUGUGACUUUAUUGAAUUUUUGAGGCUUCCUGUCUUUUACAUAUUAAAAAGUCUGAAAGGAAUUUGAUGGUAUUUAGAUAAAGAAUUGACCGUUUGUGUAUAUUGUGUUUGAAGGUAUGGUAUGGACUGCCAAAGAUUACGAAACUACCAUCUUUCUACGUUGUAUUAUACGCAUUUCAUUUUUUGUAUGAUUUUAUGUGAUUUAUGAUUCGAUUACGAGAUUCCAAUUUGAUUAGUUCAUUCCAAUUAAGAGGCAUUUAAAUUAGAAAUUAUUUUUUUUUUAGUUUUAUUUAAUAUAAGUUAUGUGGUUAUGAUUUCACGGUUGAUAUGGCAAAUAUUAGUCUAUCGUUUCGCCAUAAACGUAAAUAAAUUGUUAUAGUAUUUCAAUUUUUUAAUUUGAUUUUGUUUACUAUACGGAUCUCAAUUGAAUAUGCGAGUGGUUUGCUAUGUUAUAUUUAUAAAGUUUUAUAUGUUUGCUUUAUUGAUAUAGGGUAUAUAUUAAAUGUUAAGAUACUUAACACACCCAGUAGUAUUUUUGCACCAACUAGUAAUUUGAUAAAACGUAGUAAUUUUAUCGCAAAACGAUCAAGUAAUUAAAAUUAAGGAUUUAAUUGAAGUACAAUACAAAUAUGAUUGGUGCGUAAUUUAUAUUGAGAGAAUGGUUUUGUGCUAAUAUAUUGAUGUACGGUUAGCUUAGCUGUUUAGCGUAUAUGAAUAUUUCUUAUCAAAUAAGAAUCUUAUGCCUUAACCGAAAUAUCAUAUCGUUAUUGUAUUAACAAUGCAAACGUUUAAGUCUACAUUUAUUGAAUGGGAUUGUUUUUCACGUUGUAAAUUCGUAUUUACAAGGCAAUUUCGGUAUUUCGUAGCUACAAGGCAAUUAUACAACCAUCUUUAUCGUGGCGGUUAAUAAUUGCAAGCAAUAUAAUAACACAAAAUAUUGUAUGAGAAAACGUGCAUAGUUUUCCUAGUUACUUUCUCAACCGCAAAGCGUCUGAGCCUAGGUUUCGCUAUACAUUCUUUAUUCAUUUAGUAAAAGUUAAUUUGUUCUGAAUCCGAUAAUUUUUGCCUAUAUGAUAGUACAAAGACAUUACAUUAUACAAGUUAAAGUUAUAAUCCUUCUCCCUCAGCCGUAUGGUUAUGAAGUACAAAAUAUAUAAUGUACAAGUACUUCUACAUAGCAAUGCAAUUUAUUACUAUAAUUGAAGUGAGAAACAAUCCCUAUUAGUUGUAAUUUUUCGACUGUAUUUUGAGGCUUUUUUGUGUAUUUAAUUGGAUAAAUGAUAAAUUUUAAAAGACAUUUUAUUCAUCCAAUGGAGAGUGAAACAAAUGUAUUAUUAGUGGCCAGAUGUAUGUAAAAGAAGGCUUAGUUUUUAAUACGCGAAAUGUUUCUGAUUAAUUUUUUUACAAGUGAUUAUUGAUUGUGAAAAAUAUAUUUGUUCAGGAGUUGUAUAAGAUUAUGAAGCCAACUUUUAAAAUAUUUUUUAUGAGAGUUAGCUAAGUUGGUAGCCAUUACCGAAUUUAUAUGCACAUACGAUUUUAUCAUUCCAAAGAUGUUAUCGAUUUGAAAAGACUGCAGUUUCUGUUUUUUAUUAUUAUUAUACAAUUAUGCUCUAAAUCGCUAACUCUUUUUCUGCAUUUCUUACUUUCACGUACUAACAUCUUUUCAUACAAAAUUAAUGUUUUUAACUCCAUUUAAUGUUUUAAUUACAAAGGCAGCUUAUUGUGAGUUUUUAAAUAGUAUUUAAUCAUUUUCUGCUCAUGUUUUUGUCCGUCUGGUUAUCAGGAUGACACGAUGUAAGUGUCAUCCUGAUUACAUGAUGCACUAUUGUUUGCUGAGUAGUGUCAACUUCAUUAUAAUAACAGAUUAUACAGACAGACAGAGCUUGUUUAAACCGUAGCUCGUAAAAGUAGAUGGAUCUCUAUGUGUUGGUAAUAGUGACGAAUUUGCAAUGAAUUUGGCUAGUUCGAUGGGCAGAACUACUGAUUGAGUUAACUAUACAGAAUUAUUAUUAUUAUUACCGCCCAAUUGUGGCUUUGUUAUUUCUCUCACAAUUUCCCGGUAUAAAAAAGUCCUAAGUCAGCGCAAAGAUUAUUUAAUUUUGCCUUCUUUGUACAUUUUUUAUUUAUUCACCGUAUUUUUGUAGGUAUAUGAAUUUGUAAACAAUUGGAAACUCAUUUAUGCCACAUUAUAGACAAGUAUUUUUUUUUAAAUUUAAUAACAUAUCAUUGUGAUACGUUUGACGCUAUGAAGCAAACAAUAAACUAUUCUACAUUGUGCCAACAGAGCACCGUGGUCUAAUCAACUCUGGUCAUUUUCUCUAUGUUAAUUCUACGCUUUUUAUUGUUAUCAUUUUUUGAGCUUUAAAAUUGCGAGUACAAUUCAAAUAUAAGUGAUUAAGAUAGAUUAAUAUAUGGUUUAAAGCUAUAGCAAAUAUUUAUUGGCUUGGUGCUUGGGUACUUUUGUGUAGUUUAUAUUGUAAGCUGGUUUUAAUGUAUCUGUAGUGUAGACAGAGAAAACGAUAGACAUCGUCUUAUAUCUUCUAUUUCCCAUGUUUAAGAAAGAGAAACACGUAUUAGAAAUACGUGAGAAGAAACGGGACAGCGCUAAAAUAUUUUGUCUAUCAUCAUGUACUAGUUUUAAAAGCGCAGCCUACCGCGACUUGGGUAGGGGUAUUGAAUAGUCCUAUCUCAUGUGGCUACGCUAACCCUGUGUCUAUAUUUUUUCCUUGUCUUUGAUCUGUAGUCUUACGAUCUCCGAUUCCCAGUAUUUUUGUCUCAACUAAUACACGAGUGAAUGUUUUUUUGCAAUUAUGUUCCUAUUUGUUGAAAGAAUGAGUGUUGACAUGCUUUCUUUUUAAAUUUGAAACUACUAUCGUCCUACGAUUUGCCAUUUUAAUUUUCUAGUCUUCAUUUGUAUAUAUUAUAACGAUACUAAUUGAUACAGUGCCUUGCUUUUCCUUUGCUUUUCUCCUUGCCAUUUUAAACAGAAACGUUAUAAUCAGUCCUAACACCUAAUCCAGUUAUAAUUAAAAUUAAAAAGAUACUGAUUUUUAUUAUAUCCAUUAAAUUGUUUUCUUGAUUUUUUUUUAUCAAAUCUCAAUUACAUCUCGAAAGCAACAUGAUUUAUUCUUAAAGAAUGAUUUCAAUGUCGAUUGCAAUUUUUUUGAAACUAUUUAAGAUAUGUACUUUUUUGUAUGUACUUACAAUGUUUUCUCUACUUAAAAUAAAUUUCUUAUUGGUA